CUUGCCUUACCAUUCUUUUCUCGUCUUCCUAAACUCUGCCCCACUCUUAUGGGCGUGAGUAUAAGUAUCUCCCCAAGCAUUCUCAGCCCCUCUGCUUUUUCGAAUCCUACCUCUUUCCAUCCCUAAACCACUACAUAGUACACAACAGCAAUGUCUGCCUCCAAGCCCGUGAUCCUCCUCAUCUCAGGAGGCUGGCACGUUCCCACCUCAUACGACAAGCUCACCAACCUUCUCAAGUCAUCCGGGCACGAAGUCCACGUCCCCGAGCUACCCUCAAUGAACGGCGCGCGGCCCCCAACAGCCGAUCUAGAAACCGACACAACUGCUUUUCGCGAAUACGCAUUGAACCUCGCCAACGCUGGCAAAAAUGUCAUUGUGAUCUCCCAUUCCUACGGCGGCCAAGUAGCUACCAAUAGUCUUUCGGACCUAGCAAUCUCAAACCGCAGCAAACAAGGUCUGACUGGUGGAGUACUUCACAUUGUCUCACUGUCUUCCUUCACCGUUACUGAAGGACGAAGCAUGUUUGACAUCGUGGAUCAGUUCGGUCACGCGUCGUUGAUGCCCGUGGCAUUCGAUUUCGCGGAGGAUGGAACCUGCGUGGACCGCGACCCCAAAGGUCUGCUUGUUACGCCUGGUCCGGAUGAGGCUGAGUCUGAGGUAGAAUGGUAUCUGGGGACCCUCCAGAGGUGGAAUGGCAAGUGCAUGUACCAGCCUAUUACCGCCGAGCGGGCUGCUUGGAGGGAUAUUCCUGUGACGUGUGUCUUGUCGACUAGGGAUAUGACUGUUCCUGUUGACUACCAGAGGUGGAUGGUUGAUAUGAUGAAGAAGGAGGGGGCAGAGGUUGAGGCUUUUGAGCUGGAUGCGGGUCACUCGGUUGAUUUCAGUAAGGCCAAUGAGGUGUCUGAGAUUGUGAAUAAUGUGGUAGCCCGCUAUGAGGGGAAGUAAUGCGAUUGCAAUUUAGAUAGCUACGAGGCUCACUCGGCUUAUUUUAAAACUCAGAAGGGCCUUAAGAAACCUGCCUUGUGUGCGG
Molecule: messenger RNA, 1030 nt
Organism: Aspergillus vadensis CBS 113365
Lineage: Eukaryota; Fungi; Ascomycota; Eurotiomycetes; Eurotiales; Aspergillaceae
Product: alpha/beta hydrolase
Exons: 1
Coding region: 151-945 (264 amino acids)
Source: RefSeq, a predicted model, not a curated record